UUUUUUUUUUUUUUUUUGGCUUGUUGGAGAAUUUCGUUUAUUUGCAAGGGAGCUCUUCCAUCUGCUGGUUCACUCUGCAAAUGUCGGCAACAGCCCAGGCUGGGCCAGGGGGAAGCCAGGAAGCCAGCGACCCAGCCGCCGCCAUGGAGGAGUCGCAGUCGGAUCUCAGCCUCGAGCCUCCCCUGAGUCAGGAGACGUUUUCAGACCUGUGGAAACUGCUUCCUGAGAACAACCUGCUGACCACCUCGCUGAACCCUCCCGUGGAUGAUCUGCUGUCUGCAGAAGACGUUGCAAACUGGCUCAACGAAGACCCAGAAGAAGGGCUCCGAGUACCAGCAGCUCCUGCACCAGAGGCCCCCGCCCCAGCUGCCCCUGCGCUGGCGGCCCCUGCACCAGCCACCUCCUGGCCCCUGUCAUCCUCUGUCCCUUCCCAAAAGACCUACCAUGGCAACUACGGUUUCCGGCUGGGCUUCCUGCACUCUGGGACGGCCAAGUCUGUCACCUGCACGUACUCCCCCUGCCUCAACAAGCUGUUCUGCCAGCUAGCAAAGACCUGCCCUGUGCAGCUGUGGGUCGACUCGACGCCCCCGCCUGGCAGCCGCGUCCGGGCCAUGGCCAUCUACAAGAAGUCUCAGCACAUGACGGAAGUUGUCAGACGCUGCCCCCACCACGAGCGCUGCUCCGACAGCGAUGGUCUGGCCCCACCUCAGCAUCUCAUCCGGGUGGAGGGAAAUCUCCGUGCGGAGUAUUUGGAUGACAGAAACACCUUCCGACACAGCGUGGUGGUGCCCUACGAGCCGCCCGAGGUUGGCUCUGACUGUACCACCAUCCACUAUAAUUACAUGUGUAACAGCUCCUGCAUGGGGGGCAUGAACCGGCGGCCCAUCCUCACCAUCAUCACACUGGAAGACUCCAGUGGGAACCUGCUGGGACGGAACAGCUUUGAGGUGCGAGUGUGUGCCUGUCCUGGGAGGGACCGCCGCACGGAGGAAGAAAAUUUCCGCAAGAAAGGGGAGCCCUGCCCUGAACUGCCCCCUGGGAGCUCUAAGCGAGCACUGCCGACCACCACCACCGACUCCUCUCCCCAGACAAAGAAGAAGCCGCUGGAUGGAGAAUAUUUCAUCCUUAAGAUCCGCGGGCGUGAACGCUUCGAGAUGUUCCGAGAGCUGAACGAGGCCCUGGAGCUCAAGGAUGCCCAGGCCGAGAAGGAGCCCGGGGGGAGCAGGGCUCACUCCAGCUACCUGAAGGCCAAGAAGGGGCAGUCUACCUCCCGCCAUAAAAAACCAAUGUUCAAGAGAGAGGGGCCCGACUCAGACUGACGUCCUCGCCCUCUGGCCCCCGUUGACAACCCCCACGCCCUCCUACCCUGGCAUUUUGGGACUCAGGUGCUUGAACCCCACUUGGUAGAGGUGUGCCUCAGAACUCCCAGGAAUUCUUCCACUUGCUUGGCCUGCACUGGUGGUAUUGGGGGGGAGGUGGUGGGAGCUAUGACGGGCCAGCCUUAGCUUUUAAAAUUUUGACUGUGAGGAAUGUUUGGGGAAAUUAAAGAAAAAAAAAAAGGCUCUGAGAAGCAGCCCUAGGCCGGGUGGGAAGCCCAGCCCUCCCGCUGUGCUGACCAGGGACACGGCCACGACUUCAUGAAAUGCUGAUCAUGCCUACCUCACGGGGUCUGCUGUGAGGAUUAAUGAAAUGCUGUGUGACUGGCCUGGAAAGCACCCUUUAUUAUAGGGUGGCUGGGACGUGGCCCCCUCAUGGGUGCUGGUUCCCUACCCUUCUGCCGGCUGGGUUGAUAGCUUCACUGGUUGGGCAGCUGGUCUGCGCUGGUGCAGCCAAAUCCUGCCCAGCCUCUUAGUGACAAUGGCCCCAUCCCACGCCUGGAGGAUUCCAUCGUGUACCAUCUGUGUCUACCAAGACCUGUUUCACUUUCCCCCCAAUGCUCAGGGUCAAUUUCUUUUGCACCUUGCAUUUGUCACCCCCAGUCCACUUCCCUUUUUAUAUCCCCUUUUUAUAUCGGUUUCUUAUUUUGCAAUAAAACUUGACUACCA
Molecule: messenger RNA, 2045 nt
Organism: Oryctolagus cuniculus (rabbit)
Lineage: Eukaryota; Metazoa; Chordata; Mammalia; Lagomorpha; Leporidae
Gene: TP53
Product: tumor protein p53
Biological process (GO): apoptotic process; regulation of transcription by RNA polymerase II; protein tetramerization
Cellular component (GO): nucleus
Molecular function (GO): RNA polymerase II cis-regulatory region sequence-specific DNA binding; protein binding; DNA-binding transcription factor activity, RNA polymerase II-specific
Source: RefSeq, a predicted model, not a curated record